AUGAGUAACAACCACAGUAAAAAAUGGUUGUUCAAUUCAGUCGGGGAGUCGUCGGAAUCGGAAGGUUCUGGAAUCUACGAUGAGAGGAUUCUUAUCCCCGUCUUUGCGUCGCUUAAUUGGGAUAUCCGUACACUCUGUCAAAUGUCGCGUGUUAACAGAAAGCUCCGUGUAGUAGCAAAAAAGAUUCUCUGGAGAGAGAUGUGUGUGUAUCGUGCUGCGCAAAUGAUAACGGCGUUAACUGACGGUUCGCCUAGCGGCAGAAUUGGAUGGCAAGCUAUGGCUAAAUUGAUGUUUUUCUGCAACGGAUGCCGGUCUAGCCAACAUUUUCAAAUGGGCGAACCGGCACCGGGUCACUUCGUAAAAACAUCCCGUUUUUCAAAAACCUCCGGUCGGAGUUUUCUGGUGAAGAAAUGUAGAAAUGAUUUGCUGUACGUAAGUGAUCCAUGUGAGCAUCCAACAGGGGAUAAGGAUGACGAUUUGGGGAUAUUUAGAGGGGUAUUUUUGGGAUUUAUGAGGUCUAGGACAAGGGCGUGUUUGAUUAGAAGACAGGUGGAGCUUGAAGAGAGAAUUAAAUGUCUGUUUUGUGGGGCGCGGGUUUGGAGCAUGACGGCGGCUCGGCUCGUUCCGAAAAGUGCGGCGCGGCGGCUUGGUUCGAUGGAGAGUGGGUUAGAGUACUCUUUGUGUGUGAAUGGGCAUUUACACGGAGCUUGUUGGCUGGUUCCUUUAUCGUCCGAUGAAGGCGAAGAAAAAAUUGGUGAUGAAGAUGAAGAUGAAGGCGAAGAUAGCAGCGAGGAAGCUUUUGACGGCGAAUAUUUUUUUCGCGGGAAUCAGAUUGUAAGAAAUGGACAAAUGGGUCUCUCAAUGGUCUAAAAUUGGGCUUACUUCUUGAUGGAAGAAAUCUAUCAUCAGACAAAAGUGAAUGCGAGAUUUAAACUUUCUAGGUUUGAAUUCGAUCAUUUACUGUUGAUUCGAUGAACCCAUAAGUUAUGAGCUAGAUCCGCCACCAGAACACGUGCUUUUCCGGUAGCUAUUUUUUGACCUGGAGACAUACAGGCAUACAAGUUCCUGAUCAUCCCCUGACUUUCCAACCAGGAAUUUCAAAAAGAGAAGGAAGAAGGGACAAGGGAAAGUUUUUGUAGUUUAGCCUGUUGUUAUGUUAAGAAUAAGAAUUGAAUCAGAAUUUUCAGUUUAUUUGGUGGGUUUUUCGGUUUGGUUUCAGUUUAUAAUUCAUU
Messenger RNA from Nicotiana attenuata, 1232 nucleotides. Its product is annotated as EID1-like F-box protein 3. The record is from RefSeq and is a predicted model, not a curated record. NCBI's taxonomy places the organism in Eukaryota, Viridiplantae, Streptophyta, Magnoliopsida, Solanales, Solanaceae.